UCAACCAGGCUCCCUCCUGUCAGAUGGAGGGAGCAGGGGCGGCGCCUGGGGGUUGCUAUAGCAACUCCAAAAAUUGGCCUAGCAACGGCUUAGCAACCCCAUUGUUCUGUUAUGAAAAUGUAUCUAUAUUUAUACACAUUCUCGCGAGAUCUAUCAGGGGUCGUUGUACGUUAAAGCGCGAACUGUUACUUGGCUAAUGUUGUUCUAAUUCUCAGUGUGUGAACCAUGAUGUGAACACAGAUCGAAAAUGGAAAGAUUUCUCACAAGUCAGCGUAAACGACCGCGAUCUCCAACGGAGCCGGUCCAGCCGGACAACCCUGCUAUCCACAAGGAUCCCGAUGUCCACUAUGAAAACCGGGAGGAUUGGGACCACGAAGAACAGGUGCCCCCGCCAACUGACCCGCUGCACCCGCAGCAGCAGGACCAGCUAGCUGCUACCGCGAGCUGCAGUGGAACGAGCGCUGCUCCCCUCCACACCGUCAUUGACAUCAGCCAGUCAGCCUGUGAUGGACCAAGACGUCCUAUGCUGAGAAAAUACCCGACCAAGAAGUACGGACUGCAAAUGCGGUCAUUUAAUAGUCGAUGGUACGAGCAAUAUACUUGGCUCGAGUACUCAGUGACUAUGGACAGUUUAUUUUGUUUUGCCUGCAGGCAUUUUGCUCAUGAAGGACGCCGGUUCCAUAAAGAAACCGCCUUUACCCAUGACGGAUUUAGCACCUGGGUUAAAGCUAAGCAGUCAUUCCUUACACAUGAUGUGAGUGGAGGACAUAAAUACGCCAUGGAUGCAUGGUCUGAAUUUAAAUUAAGGAAAGAGAGUGGCUCAAAAAUCAGCACCGCACUCAGCGAGGGACAUUCACAAAGUGUGCGUGACAACAGGGAAUAUAUGCGGGCAGCUGUGGAAGCUUUGCGUUACAUUGCGUGUCAAACCAUUACACAACGAGGGCACAGGGAGGGUGAAGCAUCACACAGGGGGAACUUCAUCGAACUGUUAGACCUGAUUGGCAAGUUUGACAAAACUGUGGCAAAAACAAUAUCCGAUAAUCCGAGAAAUGCAAAGUACUCACACCACGACAUACAAGAUGAGCUCAUUGAGCUGAUGGCAAAUAUGGCCAGGGAUCAAAUGAGUGGGGAAGUACAGGAAGCUGGAGCGUUUGCACUGAUGGUGGAUGAGAGCACAGACGUGAGUCAAAAGGAGCAGGUGUCUGUGGCAGUGCGCUACAUACAUAACGAUGGCAUCCAGGAGGAGUUCCUUCACUUCACCCCAGCUGAUGGACUGGACGCCGAUUCUCUUUUUACUACGAUCAAACAGACGCUCAGUAAAUGCAACAUUGAUCACAACAUGUGCAUUGGCCAAUGCUACGACGGUGCCGCUGUGAUGUCGGGGUGCACUGACGGUGUGCAGGAGAGGCUUCGGAAGGAGGUGCCACAGGCCCUUUAUGUACAUUGCCAUGCCCACCGGCUACAUUUAGUUUUAGUUGACUGCGUCAAGAAUGUAAGACCAGCAGGGGAUUUUUUUGAAGUUGUGCAGAUGCUGUAUCAUUUAUUUUCUGGCUCUGUCGUGCACAACAUUUUCCAUAAAAAACAAAAGGAACUUGAACCAACAGAAAAGCCGGUUGAACUAAAAAAGCUGCCAGACACUAGAUGGGCUUGUCAGUAUUCAGCACUGUGGGCCAUUCAGAAAACACUGCCAGCAAUCUAUGCCACGCUCGAUGAGGUCAUCACGCAGUCACGCGCUCGCAGGAAGACAGAAGCUCGAGCUGUGAAGGCACUGAUCGACGCUCACUUUGCUGUGCAACUCACUCUAUUUGAGGAUAUGUUUCGGGCCACCAAAUUAUUGUCCGACUAUAUACAGUCCCCAGAUCUGCAACUGGCAUCUGCUACGGAUCUCGUUGAGUCGGUAAUUACAUCCCUCUCCGAAAAGCGAAACGAAAAAUCAUGGAAUGAAAUUUUGGACAAAGCACAAGCCCUCUCCAUCAAGACUGGCAUCCUCCUCCUCCAGUUGAGACAAGAGCGACGUCAGCCUCAGCCUGCAAGCCACCUACAGGGGUUUGUAGUUGAUGCUCCAGCAGCAACACGUCCACCACUCACCUCCUCUGAUGACAUCCGAAAGCACUGCUACUACCCUGUCAUUGAUAGACUCGUCAAUGAAAUGAAAAGGCGGUUUUCGUCUGAAUCUUGUGGAGUUCUACAGGGCGCGUCUGCCUUAAACCCAGCACAUGAGUCAUUCCUUGAGAUGGAACACCUGUCACCCAUGGCCCAGUAUUAUGGGGUAAACACGGACAACCUGUCUGCAGAACUGCACCAAGUUCGACGGCUCCUUGACCGAACAAAGCAGCAGCAGGGACACACUGUGAAAACCACGCACGAAUUUCUCUCGCUUCUCCGGCCAUACAAGGACGCAUUUAUUGAUUUGCACAGACUUGUGUGUAUAUCGGUCACACUGCCUGUCACGCCUGCAACCUGCGAACGCAGCUUUUCUGGUUUACGGCGUGUCAAAAACUACAUGAGGAGCAACAGCGGGGACUUAAGGAAUAUCAAUGUGGCUUUGCUGUCCAUCAACGCAGAACGUGCACGAGCCCUUGAUGAGCAGGAGAUCAUAGACGCUUUUGCUUUGAACCACAAUAACAGAUGCAUUGUCCUGCUCUGACAGAUGUGACCCAUUGAUGAGUGAGGGGGUUCUUCUAGAAUGGAGGCCAGCUCAAGGGGGACACGAGACAAACAAGGUCGGGAACCGCUGUAUCAGAGGACACUCACCACGGGGAUGGCGUGUGUGACUCCGUCUCCGCUGUCGAUCACGACCCCGGUCAGCGUUCUCUCUCCGACCUGACGAGACGUCCAGGACGCCGCCAACGCCAACACCGCCUGAAGAACGGAGGGUUAAUACAUCCAUUAGUCGCUUGUCCAAUUUUAGACAUGAGUUAUAUUUUAAGAUGAGUAAAACAUUGCAAGAGUUGUUUGCUCUUAAACUUUUUUAGCACACAUUUCUUUGGGAAUUAAGAAAUACACAUUUUUAGUUCCCUAUUAAAACAAUUCCAGAUAA
Messenger RNA from Gymnodraco acuticeps, 3040 nucleotides. Its product is annotated as zinc finger MYM-type protein 1-like. The record is from RefSeq and is a predicted model, not a curated record. The transcript is spliced from 2 exons. Bases 248 to 2647 code for a protein of 799 amino acids. Gene Ontology annotation, molecular function: protein dimerization activity. NCBI's taxonomy places the organism in Eukaryota, Metazoa, Chordata, Actinopteri, Perciformes, Bathydraconidae.